This is a messenger RNA of Aplosporella prunicola CBS 121167, 770 nucleotides long. RefSeq lists its product as uncharacterized. The record is from RefSeq and is a predicted model, not a curated record. The transcript has 2 exons. NCBI's taxonomy places the organism in Eukaryota, Fungi, Ascomycota, Dothideomycetes, Botryosphaeriales, Aplosporellaceae. Bases 155 to 364 code for a protein of 69 amino acids.
CCGUCCGAGAAGGAGGACAGCGACACAGCGCCACGCCGACAUCGCCUGUAAAAUCUCCUCUUUCUCUCUCACACCGGUGAUCGCACCACCACAGCAACAGCAAAAACACCACCACCCACCUUACCACCACAACACCACAAACCCACCAAUCAAAAUGCCCCCCCUCCCGCACCCCCUCGCCCUCUUAGCCCGCGCACCCCACCACCAGCUCGUAAAACGCAAGAACUGGGCCGCCCGCGAACCCGGCGUCGUGCUAGUCUUCUGCAUCGUCUUCAUCGUCGCCCUGUUGCUGGUCAGCCUGUUUAUACAACGCAAACUUACUGCAAGGAGGGAGUUACGCGAGAAGAGUGAGGGGCGGAGAUAGGUUGGGUGGGAAUGGGGAGGUGGAUAGGAUAGAAGGGCGUUGUGCGUGUGUGUGUUGGGGUGGGGUGUAGGGGGAGGAGGGGGGAGGAAUAACUUUGGAGGGUGGAGAAGAGGGGAGGGUAAUGGGGUGGGGUGUGGUUUUUUCUGGUGAUAUAUCUAUGUCUUCAAGUCUUUGCGUACUGAUCGGUGUGGCUGCGGCGCGGUGCGGUGCGACGCGAUAAGUAGCUAAUCUGUUGAUUUUCCAUCUACCUACCCCAUCAUAAAACCAGCUACAUAUCCCUCACUAUCUCACUGUUCUGCACAACCGAGCGUGUUGAGGGGAUUGUGGGUUGAUGGUGAAGUGUAUAUAUACAAGCGCACAAGCAAAACCAACAGAACACACGAUGGAACAGACAGUUGAGUCCCCA